Heteronotia binoei (common prickly gecko) is the source of this 1762-nucleotide messenger RNA. RefSeq names its product dynein axonemal assembly factor 11 (gene DNAAF11). Gene Ontology annotation, biological process: outer dynein arm assembly. The transcript has 12 exons. Gene Ontology annotation, molecular function: protein binding. The record is from RefSeq and is a predicted model, not a curated record. The coding region runs from base 1 to 1494 and encodes 497 amino acids. Lineage: Eukaryota; Metazoa; Chordata; Lepidosauria; Squamata; Gekkonidae. Gene Ontology annotation, cellular component: cytoplasm.
AUGGGAGAAUGUCUGUUAAUCACUCUAUUGUAUAAGCCUGAGCCAAAAAGAGCUUCUUCUUCUUCUUCCUCUUCCGCCUCCUCUCAGCAAGUCACAGAGCAACUUGUCAGACAGCGAGCGGAGCACAACAGCUGUGAACUCUUUUCCUUGGAAGAAGUUUCCUUACACCAACAGGACCUGGAAAAACUAGAACACCUUGACAAAUGGUGCCGGGAGUUAAAAAUUCUCUAUCUGCAGAACAACUUGAUUCCCAAAAUUGAAAAUGUUAGCAAACUGAAGAAGCUGGAGUAUUUGAAUUUGGCUUUGAACAACAUUGAAAGAAUCGAAAAUUUGGAAGGCUGUGAAGACCUACAGAAGCUUGAUCUGACAGCUAAUUUCAUUGGCGAAUUGUCCAGCGUUGAGUCCCUGAAGAAGAACAUACACCUCAAAGAGCUCUUCCUCGUAGGGAACCCCUGCACUGAUUUUGAGGGUUAUAGACAGUUUGUGGUUGCGACUCUUCAUCAACUGCAAUCUUUGGAUGCCAAAGAAAUCAGGCGUUCCGAGAGGAUACAGGCUUUGCAGAAUUAUCCUGAACUCAAAAAACGAAUCAAAGAGCAGGAACAGGCCUACUUUCUUAAGAGGUCCCAGGAAAAGGAAGAGGCUGAAAGGAAGGCCCAGGACAAACGGGAGAAGAAAAAGAAGGAACCAAAGGAAUCGACUUCUUGCUUUGACCGCCGGUGCAUCUACUCCCUAGAGGAGAGAGAAAACCAUCUAAAGGGUGAAAGAGGAAACCAGUACCGUGACAUGGUGGUCGAGGAAGAGGAUGACGAAGAAGCGAAAGCUUUUUGGGAGGAGCCCGUGCCCCACACCCCAGAGACUAGGCUAGAAGCUCACCGAUUUCUUGAAGAAAGGAAGAAUCCCAAAGACACCAGAGAACAGAACAAGAAAGAAAAGCUGCCGAGGACUUUGAUCACGCCAGAAGGAAGAGUUCUGAAUGUGAACGCUCCCAAGCUUCCUUUCUCCUUGAAUGAUGAUGAAGAAAACAACCAAUUCAUUUUGGACCUUGCCAUUUACAGACAUCUGGAUACCUCCCUGCUCGACGUUGACGUACAGCCUUCUUACGUCCGAGUGAUGGUCAAAAGCAAGCCUUUUCAACUUGUCCUGCCUGCAGAAGUGAAACCAGACAGCAGCACUGCCAAAAGAUCUCAGACCACUGGGCAUUUGCUUAUCACCUUGCCAAAGGCUAAAGAAACAAUUGUGGCUACCCCAAAACUAUCCACUUCAAAGGAGCGGUCUAAUGUCAGUCAGUCACAAGCCAAUCUUAAAAGAAGCACGCGGACCGAGAAGCUGGAGGUUGACCCGAGUAAAUAUUCAUUCCCUGAUGUGACAAACAUUGUCCAGAAAAAAGAACCGAUUGGACAGGGCCCUCUUAGACUCCAGCGGCUGAAAGCUGUGGAUACCAGGAGCCCACCUGAAGUCUUUGAGGAUGACCUGGAGGUCCCACCUUUAAUCUGAGUACCAAUGUAAACGUUUUAGUUGAGUUCCAGUAGACAGUCUGCUCUAAGAAUUCUAUUUUUGCCUGUGACCUGAUUUCCACAUUUGGUUGUAUAAAGAACCCAAUAUGCUUUCUUGCCACUGUCUUUGGUGAUCAUUGGAAUCCCCUGUCAUGAUGGAGGUCCACCUGCAACAAGCAAGAACAACAGCACAGAAUUUUUGUAGGACUCCCAUAGUUUCUCCUUUCUCAGGGAUUCCUAUGUCAUACCUAAGUAAAAUGUGAAUACUU